Punica granatum (pomegranate) is the source of this 1189-nucleotide messenger RNA. The record is from RefSeq and is a predicted model, not a curated record. NCBI's taxonomy places the organism in Eukaryota, Viridiplantae, Streptophyta, Magnoliopsida, Myrtales, Lythraceae.
CUGGCUUGUAUUUCUACCUGAACAGCACCUUCUAAUCCACCUUAGGGAAGCGAAGAUCAAUUCCUACUUUCUACAUUGAUUUUAUUUAUUUACUUAAGCCCUCAAAUUUUGUAAAUUUCACCUUCCUACAGCUAGGAAUUUGUAUCUGCAGGAGCACUUUCCUAACUUCUCUGUUAUCUAUUAAUCCUCAAUCCAUAUGGAGUACACAGUUGAGAUCGAGUUAUAGAUAGAGCAGGUUAUUUCGCUGGGAAGCCAGGCCAAGCCGAGUGCCCUUGCGGAUAAUAUAGCCAUCAAGACAGCAAUACUGCUAGCUAUCAAUGGCAGAAAGAGUUUUCAAGUGGAGCCCAUUUUAGUCGAAGCUUGUUCAAGAGAUUGAGUUCCCUUGGAAAAUUGAAGCAUCCACUCAAUGUGCAGUACAGAAUGCACCUUUCAAUAAGUUGCUUUCCAAAUCAGAUAUUUGACAGCGGCCAGAUCCAUGAUGGCUUGAAUGUAAAACAUGAGAGUUACACCAAGCAAUAUCUAUCGGACCAGAUUUCCGGUUCAUAUUCUUUCAUAAAUGUUUCUGAGGGAGGGAAAGAGCGCAAAAAGAACAGACCAAGCCUGAGAAACCUUGUACAGGCUGCUGCAGCUUUACGGAUUUUGGACAAUCUCUAUGAAGCAUGGAGCUUGUCAUCAAAGGAAAAGCUAAGCGUCGGGAUAAGACCACCUUAUGCAGGGAUCUCCGGGUUCCAAUUUCUUGGCAGAUGCCGUCCGACGUUCCCUGCUGCAGAGAUUCUUUAAGCGUGAAUAACAAAAGGCACUUUCAAUUUUGAACUGGACAUAGAGCAUUCGAAGGUGGAGGAGAGCUUGCUAUCGAUGAAAUUCUGCUCGCUGUCAUUAGGAACUGAUCAAGGCGGCAAGGAAGUGCAGCUCUCAUUUGAACUUACCAAGGAACAACGCGAGAUAAUCGAGUUCCCAAAGGGCACCUUCAUACAAGGAAGGCGGGAAGACAGUUACUGACAAUGAAGUUGCUUCAGAGGGAGCAACUUUCACCAAAUGGCUACAAGUGAUUCUGCUGUUACAAGAGCUGUGAAAUUUUUUUCUCUAAACAAGUCUCAUCUCUGGAACAAUGAUUCAAAGUGAUUCUGCUAUUAGCCUUCGUAACUUUGCUUUACAAAAUUGUCUCAAUCAAAGCCCCUUCUGCCUGGUC